UUUUUGCCCCCAAAUAAUAGCUUAUUCAAGCAGCUGGAGAGCAUCAGGGCGACUUUACUAAACAUGGAAGUUCCAAUAAGUGCUUGUCCAGUCCAGCCAGAGGAGUGAUGUCAUUGCCACGUGUUUCCCACCCGGGCACAAAAGCCCGCUGGACGCUGGUGCAAUUAAGAGCCAUGUUUAGACAAGAGCAGCUAACCUGGCCAGCUGGUCCCCAGCUCCAUUAACUUGUUGCUUUUCCAGCCAUCUCUGAAGGCUGUUAGUUUCUUCUGGCUGUUAGUUUCCUCUGUGUCAGUGCUGAGUGAGGGGUCCCAAGGCUUCCUUGAGGAUGGAGGAAGCCCGAGGGCAGUGGGUGAUGUUGACGGACCCAGCGAUGACUCUGAACAAUGUCACCAUGCGCCAGGGCACCGUGGCCAUGCAGCCGCAGCAGCAGCGCUGGAGCAUCCCAGCAGACGGCAGGCAUCUGAUGGUUCAGAAGGAGCCCCACCAGUACGGCCAGCGCAGCCGUCACUCAGCUGCCCCGGAGGACCACUGCCGCCGGAGCUGGUCUUCCGACUCCACAGACUCAGUCAUCUCCUCCGAGUCGGGGAACACCUACUACCGGGUGGUGCUCAUAGGGGAGCAGGGGGUGGGCAAGUCCACUCUGGCCAACAUCUUUGCAGGUGUGCAUGACAGCAUGGACAGCGACUGCGAGGUGCUGGGAGAAGAUACAUACGAACGAACCCUGAUUGUUGACGGGGAAAGUGCAACGAUUAUACUCCUGGACAUGUGGGAAAACAAGGGAGAGAAUGAAUGGCUCCAAGAUCACUGCAUGCAGGUCGGGGAUGCCUACUUGAUUGUCUACUCCAUCACGGACCGAGCCAGCUUUGAGAAGGCAUCUGAGCUGCGAAUCCAGCUCCGCCGGGCUCGGCAGACAGAGGAUAUUCCUAUAAUUUUGGUCGGCAACAAAAGUGACCUGGUGCGGUGCCGGGAAGUGUCUGUAUCAGUGGAACAUUUGACAUUGAGGCUGCUCCAGAAAGCCUGUUUGUAUAGUUUGCUGUCACUGUAUUGUACAUGUGUGAAAUCAUCAAAAAGUUUUUCAAGAAGGGAGAGCGUGUGCUGUGGUGUUCGACUGCAAGUUCAUUGAGACCUCCGCAGCUGUCCAGCACAAUGUGAAGGAGCUGUUUGAGGGCAUCGUGCGGCAGGUCCGCCUUCGGCGGGACAGCAAGGAGAAGAAUGAGCGGCGGCUGGCCUACCAGAAAAGGAGGGAGAGCAUCCCCAGGAAAGCCAGGCGCUUCUGGGGCAAGAUCGUGGCCAAAAACAACAAGAAUAUGGCCUUCAAGCUCAAGUCCAAAUCCUGCCAUGACCUCUCUGUGCUCUAGGCACCCAGAGUCGCCCAGAUGUCUCCCUGAUGGACGUCAUCGAACACCAUUGGGACUGAUAAUCUAUAUUAGAUUGGAUCCUUAAGUAUUAUUACAUAUGGCUUCCCCCAUUGUAGCUGGGAAUUAAUGUGUUAGCCUUAAGGGCAACAUAAUGCAUGGGAAAUGAAAGAUCUUUGUAAAAUCAGUAUUUAUUUACAGGAAAAAGCCUGACCUGGCUACUUGAACACCCAAGACUCAUUAGAGGACAUGUUUGGUGUUCACUUGUGUUCCUCUCUCCUUUGGAUAGUAGAGAAUUGAAGCCUACAAAAGAAUGCUCAGAACGAGAACUUUUCAUCAUUAAAAUUUCACCCAGUGUUCUGAUACAUGAAUUUGAGGCCAUUAGGUCAUACACAAAUGUAGGAAAGCCUUUAAGGGCUUUAUUCAAAGGAGGGAGAACUUCUUUCUCUGUACUUUGUAUUCAUGGAGCUAGAAUUAUAGAACCAGGCUCAUCAUAAUCAUGACCAUCAUGGCUCCAUCAAGCUGUGAAAUGAAAUGGUGGACCUUGCUGGAAACUGAAGCUUAGUGAACAAUUUUUGUUCAGCGCCCACAGUCGGGGAUCCAGAAAUUUGUAGAAUUGGGAACUGAUACAGAUACUACUUAUGGGAUCAAAAAGUCAUAUCUUUGCUUCUGUGUCUUGUAAUUUUUUGUUUAGGGGAAAAUUAUUUUAAUCAAAUUCUCCUCAGUCAAACCACCUUUUAUGUUUCAUUGUUUUUAAAGUCAUGGGGCCAUUCAUGACAAUAUUUUAAAAAUUUGAAUUAUUGAUAACCUGGAGUGCAAAAUGCCAAAUUUUGAAAUAUGAUCAAAGGUCUGAAUUUUUAUAAAACACAAAACAUAAAUACUUCCAGUACUUUGGGUUGACCAUUGUAUGCCACAGCUCUGCUCUAUUUAUUGUUAUUUUGCAAAAUAAUAACCAUUUUAACAUUUGAUAAAGCGUAUUUAUGAGCAUAUUUCUUAAUAGGAAAAAUGUCCAUUUUAUUACCAUUUUCUACCUUUUUCAGAAUAUGCAAGUUUUUACCUAUGUGUCUUAUAAUAAAAGAAAUAAAAUCUUUGGGAAAAAA
This is a messenger RNA of Leopardus geoffroyi (Geoffroy's cat), 2455 nucleotides long. It is a transcript of the gene GEM, whose product is annotated as GTP binding protein overexpressed in skeletal muscle. Gene Ontology annotation, molecular function: calcium channel regulator activity; GTP binding; GTPase activity. Lineage: Eukaryota; Metazoa; Chordata; Mammalia; Carnivora; Felidae. Gene Ontology annotation, cellular component: plasma membrane. The record is from RefSeq and is a predicted model, not a curated record. The coding region runs from base 326 to 1123 and encodes 265 amino acids. The transcript is spliced from 6 exons. Gene Ontology annotation, biological process: negative regulation of high voltage-gated calcium channel activity.